Molecule: messenger RNA, 2457 nt
Organism: Aspergillus versicolor CBS 583.65
Lineage: Eukaryota; Fungi; Ascomycota; Eurotiomycetes; Eurotiales; Aspergillaceae
Exons: 4
Coding region: 186-2444 (752 amino acids)
Source: RefSeq, a predicted model, not a curated record
AGGUACCAUGCACCAGGUGUGUAGACAGAAAGCUUGUCUGUGAAACUCGGCCACCCCGUCGCGGGCACGGACAGGGACACGGACACACUCGGUCAAACCACAGUUACAGCGAUUCGAAAAGAAAACGGCCUCGCUCUAGAGAUUAUCAUGGCCGGACGAGAGUGAGCUCGGAUCCCUCAGCUUUUAUGUUCGCCAGUGAGAAUCAUUUCUCCCACGACGGCUAUAUAGAUAUGGAUUGGACGCUAUUGGGCGACAGUUCUAGUGACCUACAAGCUGCACUUCAAGGCCCUCCUAUUACUGCAUCCUCUUCAAGUGGAUAUUCAUUGUAUCCUGAUGAAGGGCCCGGAUGUUAUGCGCUCGAAGAUUUACUCCCAGGGGACCACUUCCCCUUCAGCCCUUUUCCAGAACUGCCAUCGCCAACACCCUAUUUGACCAACUUGACAGACACAGACGGGUCUCUGUGUGAUAUUCCAAGCUCUAUUACUGCAACGGACAAUAUAUUGUCUCUGCAAGCGGCUGAUAUCCAACCCCAGGCCGAAGCCCUAGACGGCUGGCCAAUAUUCAAGUGCAAUCCCAUCGUCCCGUCAAGCGAAUGCACGCCCACAGCUGCCCGGCAUGUCAAUAACCUCCAAACACUGCUCGAGAGCUGUACCGAGCCGAUAGAAAAUAGCGGACUGACCGAGUCGACUUCAGCGCUUGCUCCUCUUCUCGCUACCACCAGAGAACGACUCACUGCAGUCCUGCAGGGCCUAUUCAACGAAGCCCAGCAUGUAUACAGUCUCCGCAAUCGAGCCAUCGAAACGAAUACAGCAUCAGGAUAUACUACCCCCAACCCCAUAGGCCCUGGUCCAUCCAUCCUCCUCCUCCCCCCUCCCCCCGUGCUAGAAUCUAUCCUCCGAUCCUGUCUCGUCGCAUACUCACCAUACUACCCCUUCAUAACAAGCGCAUCCAGCACCGUCAACAAGCGAAUGGAAAGCAGUCGCCGCCCCAUCCUGCCCAGUAUAUUCCUGCUCCUGAUGCUGGCAGCCGGAGCCAUGACGGUUGGAGCGGGCGAAACAAAUAACCAGAUGGCGCAUGGGCUUGUUGAGAUUUGUCGAAUUUCCCUGCGCAGACAGAUUGAGCAGGAUGUGCAGCUGGCAUUUGACCCUGAGGUGCUGGAGUGUGCGUUGUUGCUUACGAUUGUGGCGGUUUGGAGUGGUGAUAAAUGGCAGAUGGAUAUUGCGAUAUGUCAAAAGGCGAUGUUUCUUGAGAUGCAUUCCCAGGCAGGAUUCCAAGAGAACAGAGAGGCCCAACUGGCCAAGCUCAAGUCCACGGAUGUUGCCCAGUGCUGCCAGGUAUGGGAAGAGAAUGAAAGGAAAAAUAGAAUCACGUAUUCAUGGCUCAUCCUCGACCAGGAGAUAUGCCUGUCCCAAGACAUCCCAUCCACAUCAUAUCUCUCCAUCAUCAACCUCGACGUCCCAAUCCCAAGCGGCGAUAGCAACUCGAGUCUAAAUUCCGUUAAACGCUGGAUGCAGGGCAUAUCACAGUCAUCAGACCAUGACCCCAUCCCCCCAUCACUCGACGAAUAUGUCCGCCAAUUUCGAGAAACCAACGACGUCCACAGCAUGCGCGAUGUUUCACCAACAUCUCUACGUCUACUGCUCUGCUACCUCCAAAACACAGUAGCCCAUCUCCGCUGCAGCGUAGACAGAAUCCCGGCCCCGGGUAAGAGCGAACGCCACAGAGCCGUCGGACAGACCUCGCUCGUCCUCCUCUCCGUCCAGUUCCAGGAGGUGCAGGAACUCUUGCAUAAAUGGUAUAUACUUGCCAGAGCACACAGUGCGUCCAAUUCCACAGACGACGUCCCAUCCAUGCCGGAUAGUGAUGCCCGCGCAUCCACCGCUAACAUGAUCUUGUACCAUCUGAUCAUGCUCAACACCAUGGUCAGUUUCCCCGAGAUAGAGCGGAUGGCGCGCAUUGAGCCCGGAUCACAAGUUCCAAAGCCGGGUCCCGCUCCCUGGAAACAUCCAUACCACUUGGAAAAUACACGGGAUAUAUACGUCCACUGCGGGCAGGUCCUGCGUCUUGUUCGCGGCACCCCAGAAUCAAGUAGGCCGGUCUGGUGGGCUGGGGCUGUAUACCGCGUUGCCUUGGUCGCGUGGGCGAAUUCUCUCAACGAUACCAAGGCUCAGUCUCAGUCUCAAGAGACCGUGGUGCUCGAUGAUCUACCACCAGAGCAUCCGUCUAUCCUGGCGUACUUGGAUCAUCAGUCUGAGCUUGUUCCCAUGUUCUCUGAUCCCAGCGGUACACUUGUUUCUUUGCAUGUCCCGGUGGAUAUUAUACACCACUGUGCUGGUGUGCUGGAUUCAGAUGUGCAGACGAAGUUCAGUAUGGGGAUUCAGCAGAAGUUGUUGAGUAUGGCGCAGCGCUGGGGGAGGUUUACACAUGGCUCUACCUGCGAUUGAAACACCGAUAUAC